This is a messenger RNA of Blepharisma stoltei, 1392 nucleotides long. The record is from the annotation of a GenBank genome assembly. Lineage: Eukaryota; Ciliophora; Heterotrichea; Heterotrichida; Blepharismidae.
AUGGACCCAUACUCUGAAAAAGGUCUCGAAGAAAAAAUCGCCACAAUCCGAGCUACUCUAAGGCGUCUCGGAAACUCAUUAGAAGAAGAGGUAAUCUCUAUCCAAGGACUUCGACAAAGAAGAAAUUUCGCACUCAAAAUCCAGCCAAGACUCCUCAAUUUCAAAUUCUUUUAACAUCCCUGCCACAUUUGACGCUUUAAAAAACCACAUCCAAGAAUCCUACACCCCAGACGACCAUUGGGAGCCUACACAGCCAUUCGAAUACGAAAAAGAAAAAAAUAUUCUUCUCGACAAACAAUUAAAAGAAAAAGACCAAAAAAUCCAAGACUUGCUUUUCUUACAAAGCGAUCUAAAGGAUUCUAUUGAAAGAAAUACUGAAGACCUCAAAAGGUUUCAGGAAGAAAACCAUUCUUAUAGGCAGCAACUAGAAAAUUUAAACAACGAGAAUAAUGGUCUCAGGAGAAUUUUAGAUGAAAAAGACAUAGAAAUUGCGAGAAACAAGAAUGAGAUUGAAAAUAUGAAAAGGGAAAAAGAAAUGACAAGUAGAGAGCUUGAAAGGACAAAAAGACAAGCGGAAAAAGUAGAUGGGCUGCUUGAUGAAAUAACUAGGCUGAAAGAUUUAAAUGUAUUGCUGAAAUCUAAAGAUGAGACUAAAAAAGAGUCAGAUAAUGGCAAGCUUAUUAAUUCUUAUCAGCAGCAGCUAAAUGUGAGGGAUAGCCAAAUAAAUGAGCUGGAAAAAGAAAGGCUGAUGCUUUUAAAAGAAAUCGAUAGGAUUAAAGCAGAAAAAUCUCAAAGCCCGAGUAAGCUGUCAAGAGAUUUCAAUUAUUUAGAAGCCACACAAACUAGAGAAAGCACGUUAACUCAGCCUAUGACUGAUAGAACUCAAUCUGUAAGCUCUUUAUGCAGAGAUAUGAUGAAAAUUGUAGGUGUUUCGCAUAGAAAAGAUUUAUAUUCAAAAGUGGUGCAUCUUUAUCAAUUUCAUGAAAAAUUCAAAAAAGACAAAAAACUUUUAAAUAAUAAAUCUUUCUAUAAUAACUGCCUCAAUAAUUUUAAGGGUUAUUCCGAUUUUCUAGGUGAAAAUAGCAGAUUUUUUGGGUCAAAUUUAAUUAAAUAGAGCAUAUGACAAAGCUGAUAAUUGAUUGCUCUCCUCCAAAUACAUUCGAUAAAAGCCCAAAUGUCCAUCAAAUCUGGAAAUGGCUCACCUGUAUCCUUGAAGAAUAUAUGAAAAUCAGGCAGUCUCCUAACCAAAAAGUAAUCAAUGAAUUAUGUGAAAUUUUUUCAGCUGAAACGCAAAAUUUAGUUGAAAAAGUAAAGGAUGUUAUUGCAGAAAAUUAUAAACUCAAAAAAUCAAGGAGCCAGGACAGCCAGACUAAAGGAAGGAAAUUAAGCUAA